Messenger RNA from Emiliania huxleyi CCMP1516, 503 nucleotides. RefSeq lists its product as hypothetical. The annotation marks the transcript as partial. The transcript is spliced from 2 exons. The record is from RefSeq and is a predicted model, not a curated record. Lineage: Eukaryota; Haptophyta; Isochrysidales; Noelaerhabdaceae.
AUGCAGCAAGAUGACAUGGUCUGCUGCCGCCUCGGUUGCCUGGCGACGCGCCUGCUCCAUUGUGGCAACGCGCUGCACCUCAACGUCACUAUUGUUCACCUGUCUUCCCACUGCGCCAACGAGGGCAUCGCUCCCGUCCGCUUCACGUGGUCGCCGCUCACCGUCAAGCUGCAGCGUCCAACGCACUUUGCGCUCAAAGAUGUGUGGGAGAUGAGCAAGCCUGUGCGGCUCGACCUCGAGACGCUCAAUCCGUCGCCGGGCCGCACGUACCCGGUGCUCAAGACCUGCGUCGAGGUGACGCGGCGGCCAAACUACCACCUUGUCAACGUUGUCUUUCCAAUGGCGUGCUUUGUGCUGAUGGGCUGCUGUCAGUUUGCGCACGAGACGUCCAAUGUAGAAGGACGCUUGGAGUACAUGGGGGCGAUUGUGCUGACCAGCACGGCGUACAAGAUGUCGGUCGCCUCCUCCAUCCCGGCCAUCGCCUACGUGACGCUUCUCGACAG